This is a messenger RNA of Hippocampus comes (tiger tail seahorse), 1259 nucleotides long. It is a transcript of the gene sh2d1aa, whose product is annotated as SH2 domain containing 1A duplicate a. NCBI's taxonomy places the organism in Eukaryota, Metazoa, Chordata, Actinopteri, Syngnathiformes, Syngnathidae. Gene Ontology annotation, biological process: regulation of immune response; regulation of signal transduction. Bases 483 to 941 code for a protein of 152 amino acids. The record is from RefSeq and is a predicted model, not a curated record. The transcript has 3 exons.
UCAGCAAAAUGUUGCAUUUUAUUUAGGCUUGUUCCUGCUUGGUUAAUGAAUGUGAUGGGCAUUGUUCUGUAAAUGUGUGAAUUUUAUUAAUGAAACCCUGAUUGUGGAUGGUAUGAUGAAGAAUGACACACGCGUGCAUGAACAGCUACCCAUCCACCGAUAUGGCGUGUUAAACCAAUUGAAUAAAUUCUAACUCCCCUCUGCCUUCUAUACAUUUGCACUUAAGAAAAAAAAAAGGGGAAGGCUGCUGAGCAAUGAGCCACGUGGUUCAAAGUGCGCUUGCCGCCGUCAGUUUCGGAUCAGGGUAAGAGAAGACAUAGCCUCGCUGGCUUUCAGUUUGGGCCAUACAGGUCACUGAACCAAAAUUUUGGAUUUAAAAAGCUGAAUGUAAGAAGAAGAAAAAGGGAGACCGUAUUGUGUUUAAGUUACAAAACCACAACAAAGCAGUUGUGGUAUGUAACUUCACUUCUUGAAAAGCUAAGAUGGAAAAUCUAUCAGUCUACCACGGACCCAUUGGAAAGAAGGAGGGCGAGAGGCGACUGGCUCUGGAUGGACGCGAUGGAUGCUUCUUGGUGCGAAACAGUGACUCUGUACCCGAUGUCUACUGCCUUUGUGUGCUGUGCAACGGAAUUGUCUUCACAUACAGACUUCAACAACAUGAUGGAGGAUCAUGGGCCGCAGAUACGAUUCCUGGUGUGCCGAAACGACAUUUCCGUAAAAUCAAGAACUUGAUCGCAGCUUUCCAGCAGCCCGGACAAGGAAUUGCCAUCCCUCUGCUUUACCCUGUCACUGCCCAGGGAUGGGUACAAACACCCACAGAGGUGCAGACGCCCAGUAAUAGCCUGUCACCACCACACAGCAGCUCGAGUACUCUCCUCCAGUCGUAUGUUGCUCAGGGACAGGAAAAUGAGGGGAAAAAUGUGAUGGGAACUCUUGGCUAGCCACAAGGUACAGUACAAUAUAUUUGAAGUAUUCAUUUCAAACUCAACUUCUGAUUGUCUUUUGACACUGUCAUGUUUUGUUGAUACAGAAGGUCUCUAUUCAAGCCCUCCUCUUCAAUCACUUUCAAUCAAAAUGCACUCAAUUAAUGUUAUUUAAUGCGGCUUAGUUCCCAUUUUACAGCUUUAACUAAAUGUGUGUGUCAAAAUAUAUUCAUAUGAACCGUUUUGCAUUCAUGCAGAGUGAAUCAAUUCAAAUGUUCAGCAAAGAUACCAAUUCAUCAAAUAAAAAAACGAUGAGUAACUGUGGGCCUCACUGAA